This is a messenger RNA of Nothobranchius furzeri (turquoise killifish), 3264 nucleotides long. RefSeq names its product anosmin-1 (gene anos1). Gene Ontology annotation, cellular component: cell surface; extracellular region. Gene Ontology annotation, biological process: neuron differentiation. Lineage: Eukaryota; Metazoa; Chordata; Actinopteri; Cyprinodontiformes; Nothobranchiidae. The record is from RefSeq and is a predicted model, not a curated record. Gene Ontology annotation, molecular function: peptidase inhibitor activity; protein binding.
UCCUCCCCGGCGUAUAAUUGAAGUUUCUUUAGUUUCUCCGGCGGAGCUGGAGCUCAGUGUUUGUCCGGUUCGCAUAGGGAUUAAAGAGCCUCACGGGCAGCGGGGAGCAUGUUUUCCGGGAGCCUGAACGCGUGCGUGACGCUGUGUUUGUGGAUUACAGCCGUGACGAGUCCGGGAAGUGUCUCUGCGAGGAAGCAGGACGACUCCAGCUUCUUCACCGGCAGCAUUUAUCGAGCGAGAUGCGCCUCGAGAUGCCUCAGCCUGCACAUCACUCGCAUCUCUGCAUUUUUCAAGCACUCGCAGAAUAAUGGAUCCUUGGUGUGGUGCCAGAAUCACAAACAGUGCUCCAAGUGUCUGGAGCCCUGCAAGGAAUCCUGGGACCUGAAGGAAAAUCAGUGCCAAGAUUUAUGUGAGCCCCUUUUCCCCAAGAAGCACUACGAGUGUCUUACAAGCUGCGAGUUCUUGAAGUCGGUGGAAGGAGUGAAGCAAGGCGACUGCCCGGCCCCCGAGAAGGCCAGUGGCUUCGCCGCAGCUUGCGUGGAAAGCUGUGAGGAGGAUGGAGAGUGUUCAGGAGUCAAAAAGUGCUGCAGCAACGGCUGCGGCCACACCUGCCAGGUCCCCAAGAAUCUCUACAAAGGAGUCCCCCUGAAACCCAGGAAGGAUCUGGUGUUCUUGGAUCAACCCUCAGGUCAGCUGGAGAUCCGCUGGUCUUCCAAGUUCAACAUCUCCGUGGAACCCGUCCUAUACGUGGUGCAGCGCCGCUGGAACUACGGUAUACAUCCGAGUGAGGACGAUGCUACGGAGUGGCAGACGGUGGCGCAGACCGCAGAAGAGCGCAUCCAGCUGACUGACAUCAGAGCCAGCAGAUGGUACCAGUUCAGAGUUGCAGCCGUCAACGUCCAUGGGACCCGCGGCUUCACAGCUCCCAGCAAACACUUCCGCUCCUCCAGAGAUCCAUCUGCUCCACCCAGCCCAACGAAUCUGCGCGUCACCAAUGUGACGUCAGGGGACGACGGCCUGGCGACCGUUCGGAUCAACUGGACUCUUCCAGAGGAGCCCGACAUUCCCAUACAUCACUACAAAGUGUUCUGGAGCUGGACCGUGCCCACCAAGUCAAUGGUACCAUCCAAGAAGAAAAGGAGAAAGACCACCAGCGGGGCUCAAAGCUGGGUAGAUCUGGAGGGACUUCAGCAGAACGGCAGCUACACGGUGGAGCUGCAGGCGGUCACUUACUGGGGACAGGUGCGCCUGAAGAGCUCCAAGGCCUCCCUCCACUUCGGAACCACCCAGGAUAACGAAUCAGCAAAAGUGGUGCUCAAGUCAAAGAAGGGUAAGAUAUCCCCUCUCGGUUCGAACUUGGCCAAACGCCCCUCCGGCCCUCUUGAAGUGGGCACGCCUUUCUACCAGGACAGUCAGCUGCAGGUCCGCGUCUACUGGAAGAAACGAGGAGACCCAACUGUGAGUCGGUACCACGUCCAGUGGAUGCCCGAGUACUGCAGCCACAACGAGACCCGAGGACCGGAGAAAUCGGUCACACAGGAGAACUACAUCAACCUCCCGGGUCUGCUGUUCUCCUGCAAGUACAAAGUCACCGUUCACCUGCUGAAGUCCAAGAAACGCUCCAAGGAUGAGAGCACCGCCUUCUUCACCCCAUCCUGCGCCACCAUCCGUAGCAAGACUCACAAGCACAUCCCCUGCCCGGGGGAGGGAGCCUCAGUGCUUCCGAAGGUUUUGGCUAAGCCAGAAAACCUGACGGCUUCUUUCUCCAUCAAUGAGGGAAACAUAAGUGGCAGCUUCCUGUGGCACGUAUCCAGGGUGGCUCCUCACCAGCGAAUCACAGGCUUCCAGGUCACCUGGGCUGAAAUCAACACAGAGAGUCGGCAAAACAGUCUGCCCAACAGCAUCAUAUCACAGUCCCAGAUCCUGCCUCCAGAUCAUAACUUGCUGGUGGUGUCCAACCUGCGGCCGUCCACCUACUACAGACUGGAGGUGCAGGUGAUAACGACUGGAGGAGAAGGUCCUGCCACUGUCAAGACCUUCCAGACCCCAAACAUAUUACCGAUCAUACAACACCGACCCAGACUCCGGCAGCACCACUCUCAUCACCAGAAGCCAACAGUAGAGAGACACUGAGUGUUCAAGUGGAGUUCAACCCAACGGGGAGGAGAACCCGCAGCUCUCUGCUCAUGUCGGCCAGAGAAGGAAUGUGUGGAACCAAACAGAAUCACAGCGCACCAGACCAUGAAGUGACCACCACCACCACUACCACCUUACCCCCACCCUUAUUCCUCUUCUCUAGACUCUAGAACUCCUUCCUCGCCGCUCUCUCACGACUUAUUGAACUGGUUGCCGUGUCCGAUGCAGCACAACCCCCUCCCAGCUCAUCCCAGACUUAAACAGGAAAUUAUCAAAUUUCCCAUUGAAUGAGAUCCGAGUACUCCCAACAUUUGUGGCACAAUUGAAAGUCCUUUGAUUGGAUUUGGCAAAUGCUUGGCUGAAAGAAACCCAGCUACUUUUGAUUGAAGAGGGCUGGAUGGUAGGAAAUGCCAGGACAUUUGUUUAUUGAUGAAAAAAAGAAAAGUAGAAAACCAUUCUAUUUAUUUUGUGUUACCCAUUAAAGAGGCGCUUAGACACACACUCCGUACUGAUGUAACUAAAGUCAUUAUUGUCUAACCCAGAAAUUUUCAUGUAGUAUGUUGCAUGUAUUACAUUUGAUUUUAGAGCUGUAAAUUAAGUACUUGCUUCAAAUUGAAAGCUCGUAAUGGUUUUGCAUGACAACCGUUAGCAUCUGUUGGCAUGAAAUGACGUCCGUGUUACCUCUUUUCAAUAUCUUAGCAAUAUUUCCUUAACAAAUUAACAAAAAAUUAUAUUGGAAGUAAUAUGUCAUGUUCAUUAAUAAAAUUAUAACUUGUGUGGAGAUGAAUUGUACAUGUUCUUGGCUGUAGAGAUAUUUGUCCUGGAACAGUCAGUGAAUGUCUAUAUUUAUUUAUGUGUGUAUUACAGAGUUUGGUUUUGGUGUGUGUGUGUGUGUGUGUGUGUGUGUGUGUGUGUGUGUGUGUGUGUGUGUGUGUGUGUGUGUGUGUGUGUGUGUGUGUGUGUGUGUGUGUGUCGUAGUCUCAGAUUUUUAAUCCAGGAGGAAAAAAAGGAAAAAAAAAAUCUUGUAAAGACAUUUUGUAAAAAUUGAAUUGUAAAUAGAGUCUUAUGUUAUUUUUCCAUGCUAGAAACUGUACAAACUGCUAAGUAAUAAAUCAAUCCUUAACCUGU